UAAUGAUCAGGUUUGGCACACAGACCUAUGGUGGAAGCGACCAGGGAGAUUACUUAGGGAAACCAAAUACAAAUAGUUUGCACACAACUGUUAAGAACUGGGACCAUGGAGUGACUGAGAUAACAUUCAAGUAGCAUAAAGGGAAGUGGGUGUUACUUUUUUGUCACAUGACUAGGGUCAAAUUUGUGGGUGUAACUUUCAUUUCACUUUACAUUUCUCACUAUAAAGCACAGCCCCCACUUGGUUGUUAGAGUGGAGUGUGCAACAUCUGCUACUUCUGGGUCUCACACGAGCUUUGCAUGUAGGAAAUAACAACAAAGAUGGGAAACAAACAGAGCACUCUGGCAAAGGGGGGCUAUGUAACAACGACAGAAACUGAAAAUUAUGUUGUUGCUACAAAGGGAGACGAUACAUUUUUCAUAAAAAAAAUAAUUCUGAUGACGAUACCCCCUGAUGAAGUUGUAACAUUUACCUCAGAAAUGGAAACUCUCAAGACAAUAUGCCAUCCCCACAUUGUGAGCAGCAAGAACUCUUUUGAAGAUACACAUGAAGACAUUUACUAUGUAGUGAUGGACUACUGUCAGGGAGGAAGCCUGGAUGAAAAGAUCAGAGAAAUGGAUGCAUUAGAGUCUAAGGUACUGAGCUGCUUCGUUGAGAUUUGUUUGGCUUUAAAAGCCAUUCAUGAUAAAGGUUUGAUUCACAAAGAUCUGAAGCCAGAGACUGUACACCUCACUGAAUUUGGAAUAGUGCGCUUGGGAAGAUUCGGAAAAAUCCAAGAAAAAUCCGCCCCUUCUGCAACGCCGAAGGAAAGAAUAAAUCAUUUUGCACCAGAAGUCUUCACGGAUGGAAACCAUACUGCUAAAAGUGACGUUUGGUCAUUGGGAUGCAUACUCUUUGAGCUUUGUACUCAACAACCAGCGUUCAGGGCAGAGACAACAGUCAAGCUCACACCUAAGAUAAUUGGAGGUCCUUGUCCAUGUCUCCCGAAGACGUUCUCAGCAGAGCUUCGUGAACUCCUGGUGGAAAUAUUAGACAAAGAUCCUCAAUCAAGACCUACAGUACAAGAGAUCUUGGCACACCCUUUUAUUUUAGACUGUCUUUUAACAAAGUGCAAAACAACAGUGGAGGACCUCCAGAAGAAGCUGAAAAAUCUGAGGGCUCUGGCUGAUGGUUUGGAGCGUGUACAUAAGGGCACCACAGUUGGCAGUCUGACAGGAGGAGUGAUUGGAGCAGUGGGAGGGAUCACGUCCAUAGUGGGUCUUAUACUGGCCCCAUUCACUUUGGGAGCCUCUCUUAUUGUCACUGGAGUUGGUGUGGGAGUGAGUGCAGUUGGUGGGGUCACUGCUGCUGCCUCAAAUAUCACCAAUAUGGUGAACCAGCAGUCGGACCGCAAAGCUAUUCGAAACAUGAUUAAAGAGUUUGAAGAGAAGAUUAAUGCAGUUGUCCUCUGGCUCCAGGAGAUUGGACAGAGCUUAGAAAUAAUAAGAAGCAGAUGUGAUUCGGUUGAAACACCUGACGAUGAUAGCACAUUCAGAACAGAAAACCUGAAGAGCCUUGGCUUCAGGGCAGGAAAGGGCCUAGGUGGCAUCGCUGAACUCGUCAGACUAGUUCAAGUGGCAAACAUCGGCAAGAUAGCUGCACAAGCAUCCAGGGUAGUACGUGUGGCAGAGGUAGCAACAGGUGUGCUUUCUGGUUUAUUUGUAGCAGUGGAUGUUUUCUUCAUUGCCAUGGAUGCUAAAGAGAUCCACCAUAUUAGAAAAGCACAGGCAGUAGAGUCACAAGAAGAGUCAGUGCCUGAAUCAGAAAUCUUGUCCACCUCUGACCAAAGUACACUGUUGUCAAGCUCACUGAUGCAAGAGUCUGACACUGCUAUAAAUGAACCUGGCGUUGACAAAGCAGGAGCACAGGACCAGAGCGAGAUCAAAUCUGAGAUCAUGAAAUUUGUUCGAUCAGUCAGGAAUGCAGCAGACAAUUUGGAGAAAGUCUUGAAUGAGCUCAAAACCAUAACCUCGUCGAUCACUUUAUUUGAGUAUGAAGGGGAGCAUGGAUGGGAAGACAUGGAGUUAAAGGAAAUAACAACAAAGAUGGGAAACGAACAGAGCACUCUGGCAAAGGAGGGCCAUAUAACCCCUGAUGAAGUUGUAACAUUUACCUCAGAAAUAGAAACUCUCAAGACAAUAUGCCAUCCCCACAUUGUGAGCAGCAAGAACUCUUUUAAAGCAUCAAAGUUCCACCCGUGGAAAGAUGUAGGACGAAGGGAGAUGAGGCCGGGGUGCAAACAAAAGGGGUAUUUAAUAAACGCAAAACUUCACAAAAGGUGCCGCAGACAUCAGGGAAUCACAAGGAUGGGAAAAAAACAGAGCGUGCUGGCUCAGAAAAAAUAUGAAACUACAAGAGACGAACAAAAAUAUAUUGUUGCCACAAAGGGAGAUGAUACAUUUUUUAUACUAAAGAUCCCUCUAGAUAGGAUAGGCCAAAAUGUUCUUACCACGUUAACUUCGGAAAUAAAUAUCCUUAACAAAAAAAGCCAUCCCCACAUUGUGAGCAGCAAGGAAUGUUUUACAGAUCAAAACGUUUACUAUGUAGUGAUGGACUACUGUCAGGGAGGGAACCUGGGGAAAAUCAGAGAAAGGACUACACUUCCACAAGAGUCUGAGGUACUGGGCUGCUUUAUUGAGAUAUGUUUGGCUUUGAAAGCCAUUCAUGAAAAAGGUUUGCUUCACAAAAAUCUGAAGACAGAGGGCAUACUCCUCACAGAAUUUGGAAUAGUGUGCUUGGGCGGAUUUGGAAAAAUCCAUGAAAACAUCAAUUCAGGCACAAGGGAAAAGAUAAAUUAUCUGGCACCAGAAGUUUUCACAGAGGGGACCUAUGACACAAAGAGUGACAUCUGGUCAUUGGGAUGCAUACUCUUCGAGCUCUGUACUCUAAAACCAGCGUUCACGGCAGAGACUACAGUCACGCUCAUGCCCAAGAUAAUUGGGGGUCCUUACCCAUCUCUCCCGGACCAUUUCUCAGCAGAGCUUCGUGAACUGUUGAAUGACAUACUAGACAAAGAACCUGAGUCAAGGCCAACGGUCAACGAGAUCCUGGCACGUCCCAUGAUCAUAAGCUGUCUCUCAGCAAAGUGCAAAGCAACAGUUAACGAACUCCAGGACAAGCUGACAAAUCUGAGGGCUCUGGCUGAUGGUUUGGAGCGUGUACAUAAGGGCGCCACGGUUGGCAGUCUGGCAGGAGGAGUGCUUGGAGCAGUGGGAGGGAUCACGUCCAUAGUGGGCCUCAUACUAACCCCAUUCACUUUGGGAGCCUCUCUUAUUGUCACUGGAGUUGGUGUGGGUGUGGGUGCACUUGGUGGGGUCACUGCUGCUGCCUCAAAUAUCACCAAUAUGGUGAACCAGCAGUCGGACCGCAAAGCUAUUCGAAACAUGAUUAAAGAGUUUGAAGAGAAGAUUAAUGCAGUUGUCCUCUGGCUCCAGGAGAUUGGAAACAGCUUAGAAACAAUCAGAAGCAGUUGUGACUCAGUUAACAUAGUCGACGAUGAUAGCACAUUCAAAACAGAAAACCUGAAGAGGCUUGGCUUCAGGGCAGGAAAGGGCAUAGGUGGCAUCGCUGAACUCGUCAGACUAGUUCAAGUGGCGAGAAUUGGCAAUGUAGCUGCACAAGCAUCCAGGGUACUACGUGUGGCAGAGGUAGCAACAGGUGUGUUUUCUGGUUUAUUUAUAGCAGUGGAUGUUUUCUUCAUUGCCAUGGAUGCUAAAGAGAUCCACCACAUUAGAAAAGCACAGGCAGCACAGGCAGCAGAGGUGCAACCAGAUGCACCAAGUCCAGAGUUACUCUUUGAAAGUGAAAUGAGUGACUUUGUGCCCACCUCUGACCAAAGUACGCUGGUGCCUGACUCACUGACGAGCGAGCCUGACGUGGCGGAAAAUGUGAAUGAGUCACAGGAUCAGUCUCCAGUCAGAUCUGAGAUCAUGAAAUUCGUUCGAUCAGUCAGGAACGCAGCAGACAAUUUGGAAAAAAUCUUGAAUGAGCUCAAAACCAUCACCUUGUUGAUCCCUUCACUUGGAUAUGAAUGGGAGCUAGAGUGGCAGGACUUGGAAUACAGAGAAAAAACAACAAAGAUGGGAAACGAACAGAGCACUCUGGCAAAGAAGGGCUAUGUAACAACAACAGAAACUGAAAAUUAUGUUGUUGCUACAAAGGGAGACGAUACAUUUUUCAUAAAGAAAGUAAUUCUGACGACGAUACCACCUCAUGAAGUUGUAACAUUUAUCUCAGAAAUAGAAACUCUCAAGACAAUAUGCCAUCCCCACAUUGUGAGCAGCAAGAACUCUUUUAAAGAUGCACAUGAAGACAUUUACUAUGUAGUGAUGGACUACUGUCAGGGAGGACGUCUGGAUAAAAAGAUCAGAGAAAUAGAUGCAUUAGAGUCUAAGGUGCUGAGCUACUUCGUUGAGAUUUGUUUGGCUUUAAAAGCCAUUCAUGAUAAAGGUUUGAUUCACAAAGAUCUGAAGACAGAGACUGUACUCCUCACUGAAUUUGGAAUAGUGCGCUUGGGAGGAUUUGGAAAAAUACAAGAAAAAUCUACCCUUUCUGCAACCCUGAAGGAAAGAAUAAAUCAUCUUGCACCAGAAGUCUUCACGGAUGGGACCUAUACUGCUAAAAGUGACGUUUGGUCAUUGGGAUGCAUACUCUUUGAGCUUUGUACUCAACAACCAGCGUUCAGGGCAGAGAGAACAGUCAAGCUCACACCUAAGAUAAUUGGAGGUCCUUGUCCAUGUCUCCCGGAGACGUUCUCAGCAGAGCUUCGUGAACUCCUGGUGGAAAUAUUAGACAAAGAUCCUCAAUCAAGACCAACAGUCCAAGAGAUCUUGGCACAUCCGAUUAUUUUAAACUGUCUCUUAACAAAGUGCAAAACAACAGUGGAGGACCUCCAGAUCAAGCUGAAAAAUCUGAGGGAUCUGGCUGAUGGUUUGGAGCGUGUACAUAAGGGCGCCACUGUUGGCAGUCUGACAGGAGGAGUGAUUGGAGCAGUGGGAGGGAUCACGUCCAUAGUGGGUCUUAUACUGGCCCCAUUCACUUUGGGAGCCUCUCUUAUUGUCACUGGAGUUGGUGUGGGAGUGGGUGCAGCUGGUGGGGUCACUGCUGCUGCCUCAAAUAUCACCAAUAUGGUGAACGAGUCUUCUGACCGCAAAGCUAUUCGAAACAUGAUUAAAGAGUUUGAACAGAAGAUUAAUGCAGUUGUCCUCUGGCUCCAGGAGAUUGGAAAGAGCUUAGAAACAAUCAGAAGCAGAUGUGACUCAGUUAAAACACCUGACGAUGAUAGCACAUUCAAAACAGAAAACCUGAUGAGUCUUGGCUUCAGGGCAGGAAAGGGCAUAGGUGGUGUCGCUGAACUGUUCAGACUAGUUCAAGUGGCAAACAUCGGCAAGAUAGCUGCACAAGCAUCCAGGGCAGUACGUGUGGCAGAGGUAGCAACAGGUGCGCUUUCUGGUUUAUUUAUAGCAGUGGAUGUUUUCUUCAUUGCCAUGGAUGCUAAAGAGAUCCACCACAUUAGAAAAGCACAGGCAGCACAGGCGCAAGCAGAGUCAGGGCCUGAAUCAGAAAUCUUGUCCACCUCUGACCAAAGUACACUGUUGUCAAGCUCAGUGAUGCAAGAGUCUGCCACUGCUAUAAAUGAACCUGGCGUUGACAAAGCAGGAGCACAGGACCAGAGUGAGAUCAAAUCUGAGAUCAUGAAAUUCGUUCGAUCAGUCAGGAAUGCAGCAGACAAUUUGGAGAAAGUCUUGAAUGAGCUCAAAAUCACCACCUCGUCAAUCCCUUCAUUUAAGUGUAAAAGGGAGCAUGGAUGGGAAGACAUGGAGUUAAAGUAAUCCAGAGGGUACUUGUAGUGGACUCAGGCCAGUGUGAUGCUCGAGGCACGAGUUUUGUCACAUGUGGCAUCAUGGCUCACAAUUAAAUAUGAUGUUUGUUGGUAAUAAGUGUUUGUUAGUAAGAGGACUUAAGUUUUCUAAUCAUCGCUGCCGCUUCUCUUGCUCAUUGGUUCAUUUCUGCUGCAAGGCUGUGUUGAAAAUUAUUGUAUUGUUAUUACUUUUAGUAACUUUUUAGUAACUGUAUAAUGAAGAUUUUGAGCUUUACGCUUGUUGGAUGGUCAGUAGUAACUGUGUUCAAGAUAUCAUUACUAUUAGCAUUACACACAUGUUAAAUAAGGCAUUGCUUUUUAAUUCCAUUAUUAAUUACUUUUCUCACAGCAGACAUUUAUCGUUAAGCUUUAAUAAAUACUCUUUACUUUCUUUAAUAUGAAUAAGGUAUAACCUUUCACAGUAAUAAUAAAAAAGACUGGUUUCCAAUAUGGUGAAGCAAUGUACAUUUGCAGUGAUAAUAUUAAAAAGUGGCCAACCUGGUAUGACUGUUGUGCAUUAGCUUGUGAUAAGAGCAUAGCAUGACAUUCUACUAUUAUAGCAUUACAAAGUACAAGUUUGAAAACUGUAUGUACAAAUAAAAGAUUGACUAUUAAAGCACAUUCUAUUAUUCA
Mugil cephalus (flathead mullet) is the source of this 6532-nucleotide messenger RNA. RefSeq lists its product as uncharacterized. Gene Ontology annotation, biological process: lipid transport; lipoprotein metabolic process; protein phosphorylation. Gene Ontology annotation, cellular component: extracellular region. The coding region runs from base 321 to 5870 and encodes 1849 amino acids. Gene Ontology annotation, molecular function: lipid binding; ATP binding; protein kinase activity. The record is from RefSeq and is a predicted model, not a curated record. Lineage: Eukaryota; Metazoa; Chordata; Actinopteri; Mugiliformes; Mugilidae. The transcript is spliced from 31 exons.